UACCCGUGGGCAGCUGAGGGAGUGCGAGCCACAGGCCAGGCACUCUCCCUCUCCCAUUAGCUCUGCCGUGCCAUCGGACUUGCAGCUUCACUUUGGGCUGCCGUAGCCAUGAAGCUCCUUUUGCUGACUUUGACUGUGCUGCUGCUCUUAUCCCAGCUGACUCCAGGUGGCACCCAAAGAUGCUGGAAUCUUUAUGGCAAAUGCCGUCACAGAUGCUCCAAGAAGGAAAGAGUCUAUGUUUACUGCGUAAAUAAUAAAAUGUGCUGCGUGAAGCCCAAGUACCAGCCAAAAGAAAGGUGGUGGCGAUUUUAAGUGCUUUGAAGCCUGAAGCCGUGAAAAUGCCGAUGAAGCUCCCAGUGGAUUCCCACACUCUAUCAAUAAACACCUCUGGCUGAUCCCUGCAUUUGCCUGUUAGUGAACCCCAGCAGCUCCCAGGAGUGCCUUUCGGGUGAUUUGGGAUGUCAAAACCAUUUUCACAAUAAUAAUAAGACAUUUUUUACUUUUUUUUUUUUUUUUUUUUGAGACAGAGUCUUGCUCUGUCACCCAGGCUGGAGUGCAGUGGUGCGAUCUCAGCUCACUGCAAGCUCCGCCUCCUGGGUUCACACCAUUCUCCUGCCUCAGCCUCCCAAGUAGCUGGGACUACAGGUGCCUGCCACCAUGCCCGGCUAAUUUUUUUUUUUUUUUUUUUUGUAGAGACAGGGUUUCACUGUGUUAGCCAGGAUGGUCUUGAUCUCCUGACCUUGUGAUCUGCCUGCCUCGGCCUCCCAACAUUUUUCACUUUUUUAAGCUCUCUCUUUCACAGGUGUAUAGUGGAAUUUUCUGGAAUCUCCAUGACAUAUAAUGACAUAAUUGUUCUGGCAGCUGACAAAAGAUGUGCUUAUGUGCUCUUGUGUAGAAUUUUUUAAGGUAGAAAGCUUAAGGUAUAAGUAUGCUCAUUUUCAGAGAUUCAUGCAAUUUGUUCUCAGUAAUUCUACUGUCCUCUUACAAACUAUCUUUGGUUAUAUUAUUAACUGUAAUAAUUAAUCUCUAUACCUUCAUUAUCAUCUAAUAAGUCAUUACUUUGAAAUCCCACAACUUACUUUGUACCACAAGAAAUAAGAACACUUUAUCGUCUUGGUUUGCAGAG
Pongo pygmaeus (Bornean orangutan) is the source of this 1126-nucleotide messenger RNA. RefSeq names its product defensin beta 123 (gene DEFB123). Gene Ontology annotation, biological process: innate immune response. Gene Ontology annotation, cellular component: extracellular region. Lineage: Eukaryota; Metazoa; Chordata; Mammalia; Primates; Hominidae. The record is from RefSeq and is a predicted model, not a curated record. Bases 109 to 312 code for a protein of 67 amino acids. The transcript has 2 exons.